Nicotiana tabacum (common tobacco) is the source of this 1107-nucleotide messenger RNA. RefSeq lists its product as uncharacterized. The record is from RefSeq and is a predicted model, not a curated record. Gene Ontology annotation, molecular function: RNA-DNA hybrid ribonuclease activity; nucleic acid binding. NCBI's taxonomy places the organism in Eukaryota, Viridiplantae, Streptophyta, Magnoliopsida, Solanales, Solanaceae.
AUGACCUGGCAUAAGAAGAUCCCAUUCAAGUGGUCAUUUUGCCUAUGGAGAGUCAUCAAAAAUAAGCUUCCUACUGAUGAUGGGGUGUUAUCCUUCUGCAGCCCUACUGUGACCAGGUGUGUGUGCUGCUCUUUUCACACCAAUGAAACUAUUGACCAUCUCUUCAGUAGGGGAAACUUUGCCAGAAUAGUGUGGAAUAAGUUUGAAGGUCCAGUUGGAAUUCAGACUGAAGAAUUUCCCCUCAGACUCCUUCUGAUGAGGUGGUGGCUCUUACACAACAACAAUGAAGUCCAAAAACUCAUUCUACACUACCUACCUAUCAUAGUUUGUUGGAACCUAUGGAAGAACAGGUAUAUUGCCAAGUAUGGAGCAAAAUCCACCUCUUUAACAAGAGUUUUGUUCUCUAUUAAUUCUGACAUCAACAUGUUGCUGAGAGCCAAUUUUCUAGAAGUCAAGUGGCCUCUCAAUUGGCAGGAACUCUACCCCUUCAUUGAGAACCUAAAACACCAAACCUUCUCUGCUCAAGUAGUAUGGAGUAAACCAAGCCAUGGCUAUGUGAAGGUCAACAAUGAUGGGAGUGCACUCACAAAUCGAGGCAGGAUUGGUGUAGGAGUGAUCAUCAGAGAUCACUACUCUGAGUUCAUUCAUGCAUCUGCAGCUCCUUUAGGGGAAGGGACCAACAACUUUGUAAAAACUGAAGCAGCUCUUAUAGGAAUCCAAUGGUGCCUGAAUAAUGGAUUCACUAAGGUCCAUUUGGAAUCAAACUCUGCACUCUUAAUUCAGUGGCUAACCAGUGGUAGAAACUUCCCAUGGUCUCUUAAGAUGAAGUUACAUCAGCUCCUUGAUCUCUGCAACCUCUGUGAGAGUUUCAAAUGCUCACAUACCUACAGGGAAGCCAAAUGUCCUGCAGACUCCUUGUCAAAACUCAAUCAUGAUCUCACCACUAUAACUGAGUAUCACAAUGCCUCUGCACUACCUACCCACAUCAGAGGAUUAAUUCUGCAAGAUUACCUGAGUACUCCUGCUUUCAGACACAAGAGAACCAGAAGGAUUCUGGUUCCUCCACACCAUGCAAGAUCCUCUACUUCAUCUCAUGGUUAUGGUUGA